Messenger RNA from Besnoitia besnoiti, 1881 nucleotides. RefSeq lists its product as uncharacterized. Gene Ontology annotation, molecular function: RNA binding. Lineage: Eukaryota; Apicomplexa; Conoidasida; Eucoccidiorida; Sarcocystidae. Bases 1 to 1881 code for a protein of 626 amino acids. The record is from RefSeq and is a predicted model, not a curated record. The transcript is spliced from 7 exons.
AUGGACAUCCUCCUCUCCCCGUCGUCCUCAACUAUGAGGCUGCGACUGGCGCGUCGUCCGCUUCUCCCGGCGACGCGUUCGAAGGAGUCCCUUCUCGCGACGAGAGACUCUCUAAAACCGAAGGACGUGUCUACCUCUCACACGUUUCAUACGCAUUUGCCCUUUAGCCGUCAUGCCUGCGGCCCCACCGUUUCCUUUUCUCCCUCGCGCGCCUUGCGCUUGCCGUCUUCCGCUCCUUCGUCUCUCGGCUCGUGUGCGUUCUCAGGCUCCUCAGGUGCUUCGCUGGUCUGUGGCGCCGAGGGUUCUUGUCUGCGUUUCGCGCGUUCAGUUUCCUCAUCUGCGUCUUCUGGCCGUCGUUCUUCGCCGCUCUUCUCUUGUUCGCUGUCUCUCUCUGGGGGCGCGCUUUGCCGUCGCGCCUCGUCGUCUUCGCCUCUCCCUUCAGCCGUCGCUUCCUCUGCGGCCUCAGCUUCUUCUCGUCGUUACCCGCUUGUCUCCAUCGGGCCUUCCUCGCUCGAUCGCGCACGUUCAACUUCCUCUUUCGGCGCGCUUGGAGGCUCCGUCUCCGCUACUUUCGAAGGAAUCCCUCCUGCGUCGCCUCUCUGUCUGCACGCGGAGGCUGCGACGCUUCGGUCUGGGACGAGAGCGGAGCCGCGGUCUCCCGCUUUCGCCGUUUUCUCCGCCUCGCGCGGCUUCGCGUGCCGACCGGGCGCCUCGCGGAUGAAGUGGCCUUUUGCCAAGCCUUACGUGCGUCGCGUCGCCUCUGAUCUGUUUCGCUUCCCGCUCGUCUCAUCCGUCUCGAAAGAGAAGAUCGACUGGCUGUACCGCCACCCGCGCUCGGGCUACGAAGGCGCGCAGAUCUUCGGCCCCAACACACUCGAAGUGACCAACCUGCCCAUGGGCAAGACCUGCGAAUAUCUGCAGGAGCGCCUCUGGAGGUACUUCGGGAAAUUCGGCGUCGUCGAGCACGUCCGCGUCCUCCCCAACGAACGCGACCCCUACCAAACGAAUGGAACUGCCUAUGUCUGCUUCCGAAGCCGCAUGGCGUCGCUGCGGGCAGUUCGACUGCCGGUGCAUCUGCCUGCCUCGCUGCACAGCCGCGUUCUCCAUCUGCGCCACCUCGGCACCGACAAGACGAGCGACGACGCCUUCUACUUCCGCCGCCAGCAAGCGAUCCGCAGUCUGCUCUCCGUUGCGCAACAACUCUACGCCUACCUUGAGCAGCGCGGCCCGCUGCCUGCGGACAAGGCGCUUCGCCUUCUCUUCGAGCGAUCGUAUCCCCGUCUCGCCUGGCGACAAGCAGGCUACUGCGUGCGGCAGUGCUGCGGCAGUUGGCUAGAUUUCUUCGCCCGCGCGCCAUUCAACGAGCUUUUCUACCUGGCAGAGAAUCCCGCGGAUGGGCAGUCGCCGCGUGAUGCAGGCGACGUUGACGGCUCGCUCAAGGGCGAGGCUGCGCAAAACGCUGCAGAGACCAACGGCCGCCGCAAGUCGCGCAAGGGCAGCAAGGAAGGAUCCAGUGUCCGCGACGGGAAGCCGCGGACGGAUCGCGAAGAAAACGCGAUCCUGGCGAAACUCGUGAUCUUCCCGCAUUUGCUGUCCAGAGAGAAGCUUCAGACGCUUCUUCUGCGAGCCGGCCGCCUGCUGCAACAAGAUCUGCAAAACGAGCUGUCUGUUCACUGGCGAACAGACCGCCCCCCUCUCCCAGAUUGGACGCGCAAGCAAAUUCAGCUGUGGGAGCAUCAAGACCCGCUGCCUGAGGAGCUGCAGAUCUGGUCGAGGACGAAGGACUACUAUAAAAUUCAUGAAGAGCGUUUCCUUUUCAAGCUGAAGCUGAAGAAGGAGCGCGCGCAAGCCAAGCAAGAGCUGAAGCAACAGCGACGGUGA